UUUUUCUCACCCGUCAUUACCAUUACCAGUUAUCGCGAAGAAACGCGAGUGAUUCGGGAGAAAAUAAUUCACGGGAUUAAUUGGGAUUAAUUCAGAUUGACAGCUAAGGUGUUGGCUGGAGUGUCGAGCCAUUCUCUGGUCCAUCAUGCCGGAUAUUUCUGCCAUUGCGCAUUUUCCGUUGAAGGUCAUAUUCGCCAUUCAUUUAGUCUUAACGUCAUGGGGUCUGCAGGGACACUGGUGUCCACAAUCCGCAUUAUUCUACAAUCUUCUGUUUUUUGUCUGUUUAAUGUGGGCAGUGCACAAUAUAGAGUCGGAUGAACCACUCCAAUUUGCACUAUGCGUCAACGUUCUCUCGAUAUUUCUCGAUGUAGUCACCCUGUCGAUGUACUUUCCUCAAAACUGGGCAUCUGAAAAAUUCAGUGGAGCUGUUAUGAUCAUAAAUCUACUCGUCAGAAUAGUUACGACUAUUUCUUUACUGAGGAUUGGACAGGCCAGAGGUGGAACACUAGCUGCAAUGUUUCCUCCGGGGCCUGGUAUGGAGUAUGCGAGACAGCAGUACGAGGAUAUUUCAUAUCCAGUCCCUCAAAAUGCUGAUUUUUCGGGGAUUUGAAGGGCCUGGAAGCAAGAAAAAAACAUCGAAUGCGGGUCUUGUCAUUUUAUUGUUGAAAAUUAAAUUAUCAAAGAUUGAUCAAUCAGAGAAUUAAUAUAAAUGUACUUUCUAAGCGGUAUUAACGUUACUCGAUUAAUUUAGUAUUUAAAAGUUUGAAGAAAAAUACUGAGACGUUUAUCUAACACAUCGCACGAAAUUUCAAUAAACCAAUGGAUUAGACUUGAAAAUGAAAAAUCACAGUGAGGACCUGUUGAUGCCCUCCAACAUGGGCCGAAGACACCAAUGAUAUUUUUUUACCUCGAACAAAUUGUAACUCAGUCAGUAGAACUUAAUUAACGUACUGAAUAAUUAAUUACCCCCCUCACUCAUGACGCUACAUUUAAUUUAUCGAACGUUUGUAUGUUUAUGCAUGGAAUAAAUGAAUAAAUUGUUUUACCACUUGAA
Molecule: messenger RNA, 1054 nt
Organism: Fopius arisanus
Lineage: Eukaryota; Metazoa; Arthropoda; Insecta; Hymenoptera; Braconidae
Exons: 6
Coding region: 146-610 (154 amino acids)
Biological process (GO): angiotensin-activated signaling pathway
Cellular component (GO): plasma membrane
Source: RefSeq, a predicted model, not a curated record